Molecule: messenger RNA, 959 nt
Organism: Notodromas monacha
Lineage: Eukaryota; Metazoa; Arthropoda; Ostracoda; Podocopida; Cyprididae
Source: the annotation of a GenBank genome assembly
AUAUUUCUCGCAUUUUAUUUCAGUUAUCCUCAGUUGAAGCGAAGACCGUAUGCAUACAUUCGCGACGAUGACGUGUCAUACUUCAGAGAUCUGCUCGCAGAUGACGGAACCCGCGUGAUUGCAGAUCCAGAAAAAUUGAUACAACAUUCUUGCGAUUGGCUCAAGACACUUAGAGGGAGCAGUCCGCUGCUGAUUUUCCCGAAGUCUGUGGAUGAAAUCCGGAAAGUUUUGGCGUAUUGCUUUGCGAAAAACUUGGCUGUGGCUGUUCAAGGAGGAAAUACUUCCAUGGUUGGCGGUGCUAUACCAAUAUUUGACGAAAUCAUUUUGAACACAAGUUUACUUAACGCGAUUCAUUUCGUUGACGAGAUUUCCGGUGAGUAAUCAGGGUAAUUUUCUUCUGCCCAAGCCGGUGACUUCAUAUUUGCAUGUCUUCCAAGCUUGGCCAGGAAGCCUUAUAAAGUGCUUCCACUCCCCUUUCACAGAGGGAGGAUUAAAAAAAUUGCAAUGCCUUACAAAUAGCAAUUAUUUAAAUAAACGAUGCCGAAUUAAAUUUGAAUUACUGUAUAUUGAAACUUCAAUUCAAGUGCUUCGGAAUCAAGUUUUUUUCAUGUGUAUUUUGUAUUUUUAUUGCUGUAUAUAAACUUGAGAAAGCGAUUUAUUGUGAAAUAUGCGUAACUUCGGGGAAAGUUACCCGAAAAAAGCAAUACCUCGAAAACUUGGAAUACCCUAAAACCUAAUUUGGUGUCGAAGCUUUUUUUUUUUACAGUAAAUUUGUAUUUAUUUGUAUGAAGAAUAUUUUUAUUGUUAUGGCCAUUUUAAAUGCAGGUUAUUGCGAAAUCGGGAAUUUUCAUUUCUAAAAUUCUGUUUUGAAAGGAAUGGCGGAAUGACGCGAUAAAAAAUAUACAGUAUUGUAUCUGCUUGGGCCAAAAUGUUGCUGAUAGAAGAAUUGGAUAAGAUUA